Molecule: messenger RNA, 3120 nt
Organism: Babesia bigemina
Lineage: Eukaryota; Apicomplexa; Aconoidasida; Piroplasmida; Babesiidae
Exons: 1
Coding region: 1-3120 (1039 amino acids)
Biological process (GO): DNA repair; chromatin remodeling; negative regulation of transcription by RNA polymerase II
Cellular component (GO): NuA4 histone acetyltransferase complex; Swr1 complex
Molecular function (GO): transcription corepressor activity
Source: RefSeq, a predicted model, not a curated record
AUGUUUUUGCAGACAUCUGGGUCCAACGCAUCGCAAACGGGCGACAAGCCUAACACCAACGUAUGGAGGCUCUGCCCCUUCAGGAACCCGGCGAGGUCCGACGGGCUGGUCCUGAAGCACUGGAGGCAGGUCAUCAGGAACAGAGAGGCUCCGAAGGUUGCGCCCAACUCGCCGCUCGAACUGCAGGAGAAAUACGCCCAGACGCUCGACUCGGACGUCACGUCCACGCUGCCUAAGCUGGACGAGGAAAGCGCCCCGGUCGACUCUUACCCGUUCGCUAAGGUAGCGCCGGCAAUAAAAAUCUAUCGCUACUCCGAUGAGUUCUACCGGUACCAGAUCGGCGACCUCGACCCGUCGUGGACCAAGGAGGAAACGGACCUCCUGUUCGACCUGUGCGAGAUGUUCGAGCUCCGGUUCGUCGCGAUACACGACCGGUUCAAGUGGCGGAAGGACGUGACGCUCGAGAAGCUGAAGCACCGUUACUACACCGUGACCAAGCGGAUAAUCGAGUACUCGUUUGAGGAGAAGAUCAAGACUGAGAUUGCGAAGCACAACAACCCGUCGCACCCGGUCAUCGCGGCGCUCAGGGACGAGUCGGCCAGGCACCCGCUGGUCAAGUUCACGUACAACAUGGAGCACGACAGGGACCGGAGGGAGAUGCUGGAGCGGAGCUACCGGGUCACCGAGGAGCAACGGCAGGCUGAGGCGCAGCUGCUGGACGACAUAAAGCAGGCGGAGUCGCUGUUCAAAAGGGAGGAGCGGAAGAAGGUCGAGUUCAAGAAGCUCAAGAAGAAGUUCAGCGUCAGCGACGACGCCAUCACGCUGCCGAACAUGGAGAAGCUGCACUCCAAGGACGUGUGGCUCGCCAGCGACAUGGUCACGCAGUACAAGGCGCAGCUCAACCCGAAGCACAACGACGCGGUGGACGAGAUGUUGGCGGCGCUGAACAUACCGGCCCCCGUGGUGUCGUCGCGAGCGUCCAACGAGCUCUACUGCGUGGUGCGCGGGGACGCGGCCAUCAUGAUAAACCUGGUGAACAAGGUGGACAGCCUGAGGAAGGAACUCGAGCACUGGAAAGCCAUCGCUGGGCCGUUGCCGGAGCAGACGGCGACGCCCAAGGCGAAGGAACAAAGGACUGGCGCCCACACGACGCCCAUCGAUAUCGCAACUGCGUUCCAGACCCCCCGCAACAUGGAACCUGCCAAACCCUUCCCCAAGCCCAAGUACCCCACCCCGCAACAUGUCGGCACGCACCAGAUGAGCCAGUCGGACGACGGAGCUUCGAUGAUGAGCGACAGCUCCAAGCACUGCGGCGAGCAAUCGCAGAUGGAGCAGGAGCACCAGAACCAAAACGUCAUGUACCACCAGCAGCUGGCCAGGCAGCGGAUGCUCAUGGCGCAGCAGCAACAGAUGCAACAGCAGAUGCAGCAGCAAAUGCACCAGCAGAUGCAACAAGCGCAGAUGCAGCAGGCUCAACAGCAACAAGCGCAAAUGCAGCAAGCGCAGAUGCAACAGGCUCAACAGCAACAAGCCCAGAUGCAGCAAGCGCAGAUGCAACAGGCACAAAUGCAACAGGCCCAACAGCAACAAGCCCAGCAACAGCAGGCUCAGCAGAUGCAGCAAGCCCAACAGCAACAAGCCCAGCAGAUGCAAGCCCAGAUGCAACAGGCACAACAACAGCAAGCUCAGCAAAUGCAAGCACAGCAGCAAGCCCAACAACAGCAGGCCCAGCAGAUGCAGCAAGCUCAACAACAGCAACAAGCCCAGCAGAUGCAAGCCCAGAUGCAACAGGCCCAACAACAGCAAGCUCAGCAAAUGCAAGCACAGCAGCAAGCCCAACAACAGCAGGCCCAGCAGAUGCAGCAAGCUCAACAACAGCAACAAGCCCAGCAGAUGCAACAAGCCCAACAGCAAGCCCAGCAACAAGUCCAGGCUCAGGCGCAGCAGUUGCAAACACAACAGACUCAAGCUCAACAGCAGUUGCAACCACAGCAGCAACCGCCCCAGCCACAACAAGCUCAGCAACAACUGCCGGGGCAACCGUUACAGACGUCGCCGCGACAACAGUCCCAGCAACAGGCGCAGCAACAAUUACAAGCCCAGCAGCAACAGCAGGUGCAGCACGCCCAGCAACAAGUCCAGGCUCAAGCUCAACAGCAACUGCAGUCCCAGCAACAAGUCCAGACUCAAGCUCAACAGCAGUUGCAGUCCCAGCAGCAACAGACUCAAGCUCAACAGCAGUUGCAACCACAGCAACAGCAACUGCAGGCGCAGCAGCAGGCUCAGAUGCAACAAGCGCAACAGCAAGGACAGCAGGCGCCCCAGCACGGGUCGGCCCCGCAGUCACAAGGCCAGCCGCAGCAACCGCUUCAGCAGCAGUCAAGAUCGCAGAUGCCCCAAAUGUACCCUAUGAAGGUCGGAGCGCCCGGUGCCUCGAGUCCGCACUCUUUCCAGCAGCAGGGACACUACCAGCAGAUGAUGCCGCACCAGCCGCCUGCGCACAUGAACCAACCGCAGCACAUGGGGCAGCACUCGCCCAUGGCGAAGCAGCAGAGCGUGCACCAGAUGCAACAGCCAAGCAUGCCUCCGCCUCACGCCAUGAUGGCCCAGCACCGGGCGAUGCAGCAGCGCAUGAUGCCGUACCCGCAGUACCCCCAGCAGCAGUUCCAGCAGGGCUACCAGCAACAGUUCGCGCCCAUGCCGAUGCGGAUAAACCCUCAGGGGAUGUACUACCCCAAUCAGAUGUACCCGCAGGGCGGUCCUCCGCAUUACGGGCACAUGAUGCAGCACCCGAUGGCGCAUCCGCAGGGCCAGAUGCCGGCGCACAUGCAAGGCCAGAUGCAAAACCAGGCGCAGGGUCAGAUGCAGAACCAAAUGCAGCAGGUGGUCGGACAGAUGCAGGGUCAGAUGGGAGGUCACAUGCCAGGUCAGAUGCAAAGUCCGAUGCACGGGGCCAUGAACGCCCAUAUGCCCGGGCAGAUGCAGGGCCAGAUGGGAGGUCACAUGCCUGGCCAGAUGCAAAGCCCUAUGCAGGGCGCCAUGAGCGGCCACAUGCCUGCGCAGAUGCAGAAUCAGAUGCAACAGGUGGUUGGACAAUCGCAGCAGAUGCCACCGCAGUGA